AAAAUUCCAAUUCUUUUAUCAGUAGUUAGCAAAAUGCAACAAGGUAACAUCGUAUUUUUAUGCUUGAUUUCAUUGAUAUUCUCCUCAAGCCUUCCCGAUCAACAUUUAGAUAAUUUAUGGAAUGAUUUUAAGAAUAAAUUUAAUAAAUCUUAUUCGGGAAAUCACGAUGUCAAUAGAAGAAAAGCUUGGGAAAAUAAUUUAAAUUUAAUAAAAAGCCAUAAUCAACAAGCUGAGAUGGGGGAGCAUAGUUAUUUGAUACAAGAAAAUUAUCUCGCCGAUUUGUCUCCUCGUGUAUACUUACAAAAAAUGAUUAAGUUAACCCAAAGUUCUCACAGGAAAAUAGACGUGGAGAUGGUGGGCGAUAUUUUUGAAAAAAUCAAUCAUUUGCCGGAUGAAAUUGAUUGGAGAAAAGAAGGAUUCACUACGCCCGUUUUUAAUCAAAAAGAUUGUGGAUCUUGUUAUGCUUUCAGUAUAGCUUGCGUGCUUCAAGCGCAAAUUUUUAAAAACACCAACAAACUGGUUCCCCUCAGCGAGCAACAGAUCGUGGAUUGCAGCAAGAAUUCGGGGAAUUUUGGCUGUAGCGGAGGGUCGUUGAGAAACACCUUGAAAUACUUGGACAAGGUUGGUGGGUUAAUGGCUUUCGACGACUAUCCGUACGUUGCCAAAGAAAAUAAAUGCAAAUACGAUUCGAGAAAGACUCUGGUUAACGUCACUUCUUGGUCUAUAUUACCAUCAAGGAAUGAAAAAGCUUUACAAAAAGCCCUUGUAAAAAUUGGGCCAAUUGCUGUAUCAAUUAAUGCAAGACCACGAACAUUUCAAUUGUAUCAUAAAGGAAUCUACGACGAUCAAAGUUGUGAAUCAAACACGGUAAACCACGCGAUGUUAUUGGUGGGAUACACCAAAGAUGCGUGGAUUUUGAAGAAUUGGUGGGGAAACAGAUGGGGCGAAAAUGGUUAUAUGAGGCUAAAACGCAACAAGAAUCGUUGUGGAAUCGCAAAUUUCGCAGCAUACGCAUUAGUAUAGUUAGAUGUUUUUUUUUAAGUUGGUGUAAGAAAAUUAAAACUUAAAUUGUUUUCAAUGUUUAUUGCAUUCAGUUCACAUGAAAAAUAUAAACGUGCAAAAGAUAAAGAGAAAACGUUAACUUUUGUAUUUUUGUUACUCUUAAUAAACUGAUAGUUGCUAGUCGUCGUGUUCGCCUCGAAUAGAAUGAAUUUAUUUUUUCGAGAGUGAAAUGUAAAAAAAUAAAACGGAGCGGACUCGAUGGGUACCGACUAUAUAAAGUAAACGUUAAGUUGACGGGGUCGUUAAGUAACGAGAAUACAACAUGUGCGAGAAUUGUUAAUUAAAAAAUAGAAAAAAAUAAAAA
Onthophagus taurus is the source of this 1366-nucleotide messenger RNA. It is a transcript of the gene CtsL4, whose product is annotated as Cathepsin L4. NCBI's taxonomy places the organism in Eukaryota, Metazoa, Arthropoda, Insecta, Coleoptera, Scarabaeidae. Gene Ontology annotation, molecular function: cysteine-type peptidase activity. The record is from RefSeq and is a predicted model, not a curated record. Gene Ontology annotation, biological process: proteolysis.